UGCUUCUCUGUAUGCCUCCAACAUUGGCCCCGCCCACUUCAUGGGCCUGGCGGGCACGGGAGCGGCCUCGGGGAUCGCUGUGGGGGCCUUCGAGUGGAAUUCUCCAUUUCUGAUCUUUGCUCUUGGUUGGAUAUUUUCUCCUAUCUACAUUAAGGCUGGGGUGGUGACGAUGCCAGAAUAUUUGAGGAAGAGGUUUGGUGGCUACCGGAUCCAGUUCCUCCUCGCUAUUCUGUACUUAUUCCUCUAUCUCUUCCAAAAGAUCUCAGUGGAGAUCUGCACGGGCGCCAUGUUCAUGGGGCUGGUCCUGGGGAUGGAUGUGUACCAGGCCACCAUGGUCCUGCUGACCGUCACCGGCGUCUACAUGAUCUCGGGUGGCUUUAUCACGGUGGUGUACACCGACACCCUGCACGCCAGCAUCAUCGUCCUGGGCUCCCUCUUGGUGAUGGGCUUCGCCUUCAAUGAAGUGGGAGGGUACGAUGAGCUCCUGCAUAAGUAUCCCAACGCGAAGCCCAGCAUAAUCCAAGACGGGAACUGGACUGCCGCCCCGGAAUGCUACGUCCCUCGCGCCGAUUCGUUCCACAUCUUCCGGAACGCCAUCACGGGGGACCUGCCCUGGCCGGGCGUCGUCUUCGGCAUCCCCAUCAUCAAUAUGUACUACUGGUGCAGCGACCAGAUCUUUGUCCAGAGGUGCCUGGCGGGGAAGAACAUAUUUCAUGUGAAGGGCGGCUGUGUCCUUUGCGGGUACCUGAAGCUGCUGCCCAUGUUCACUGUUGUGAUGCCGGGCAUGAUCAGCCGCAUCCUGUACACAGACAAAGUGGCCUGCGUCACACCUUCCGAAUGCGAGAAGCACUGCGGCGCCAAGACCUCCUGCAGCCCCAUCGCCUACGCGCUGCUCAUCGUAGGGCUGAUGCCCAAAGGUGCCCGAGGCCUGAUGCUGUCCGCGCUGUGGGCGUCGCUCAUGUCCACCCUGACUUCCGUGUUCAACAGCGCCAGCACCCUCUUCACCGUGGACAUCUACACCCAGAUCCGGCCCACGGCCACCGAGAGGGAGCUCAUGGUGACAGCCAGGUUUUUUGUUAUCAUCUUACUUAUUGUCACCAUCAUCUGGGUCCCUAUAAUUCAAGCGAUAAACAGUGAACAGCUGUUUGACUACAUGCAUGCGGUUAAGAGUUACCUGGUGCCCCCCAUCACUGCCAUCUUCCUGCUCGCCAUAUUUUGCAAGAGAGUCACUGAGCAGGGGGCUUUCUGGGGGCUGAUCGGCGGACUCGUGAUCGGCUUCAUCCGCAUGGUGUCUGAGUUUGCCUACGGACGCCAGACCUGCUCGGCAAACAGCAAGUGCCCUCCGAUCAUCUGCGGCGUGCACUACCUCUACUUCGCCAUAUUCCUCUUCAUCGUCAGUCUCCUCACCAUCAUGGGCAUCUCCUUGCUCACGGACCCGAUUCCGGACAAGCACCUGCACCGGCUCUGUUGGAGUUUACGCAACAGCCAGGAGGAAAGGGUGGACCUGGAUGCAGAGAUGCAAGUGAGGAGAACUGCACUGCAGAUGAAACCCGCGGUAAGAAAGAGGACCGAGGGCUGCUUCUGGAAUGCCUUGGACAUAUACUGUGGCCUGGAGCCGAGGCAAAGCGCCAAGCUGGCCCCAGAAGAGGAGACCGAGGCGACGACGACGACGACGGAGGAGCACGGGGCCACGUCCGAGGAGCCCGAGCAGAGCGACUCACCGGAAGGGACUAAGCCCCCGGAGGCGCUGGAGGCGCCAUUCUGGGGGAAAGUUGCCGACAGCAGCGGGCUCUUCUUGCUCCUGAUCACAGCCAUGUUCCACAUGCUCUACCACUGACGUGGCCCGCACGGAGGGAGAGGCCCGCGGGGGUGGGCCCCGGGUCACUAAUGAAAAUGCCCCAGGCGCCAGCAGGUGCCACCAGCGCAGGCUGCGUCCUCAGGGACAGCAGAGUCCACCAGGCGCAGGGCCACGCGGCGAGAGCGUCUGCCUCGUGACGCCAGGACUCACUCCUCCAAAUGGCUCUCCCGAUAAACACUGACUUUCACUUCGA
Messenger RNA from Eptesicus fuscus (big brown bat), 2051 nucleotides. RefSeq names its product sodium/glucose cotransporter 1-like. Gene Ontology annotation, molecular function: D-glucose:sodium symporter activity. Lineage: Eukaryota; Metazoa; Chordata; Mammalia; Chiroptera; Vespertilionidae. The coding region runs from base 41 to 1837 and encodes 598 amino acids. The record is from RefSeq and is a predicted model, not a curated record. Gene Ontology annotation, cellular component: plasma membrane. Gene Ontology annotation, biological process: sodium ion transport; transmembrane transport. The transcript has 13 exons.